Messenger RNA from Clunio marinus, 246 nucleotides. Lineage: Eukaryota; Metazoa; Arthropoda; Insecta; Diptera; Chironomidae. The record is from the annotation of a GenBank genome assembly.
AUGUUUAGGUUAAAAAAGAUAAUAAAAAAAGAAUUGAAUGACUACAAUGUUUCACAUGGUCAUGACUCAAAUAAUCCAUUUCGAUUGAUUGAGAACAAAGAAUUUUUCUGCCUUUCGAUUUCUGAUGACGUAGUUAUUUACUCGGCUGUCAUGAUACUCAGCAAAUUUCAUCAUUUGCUGGCAAUAAUAAAUGAGAGUAUACGAGUAGGCAUUGCUAACAAAGUGGCAAAAGAAAAACAAAACUAA